This is a messenger RNA of Mustela erminea (ermine), 6245 nucleotides long. It is a transcript of the gene CARD14, whose product is annotated as caspase recruitment domain family member 14. The record is from RefSeq and is a predicted model, not a curated record. Gene Ontology annotation, biological process: regulation of apoptotic process. Gene Ontology annotation, molecular function: protein binding. The coding region runs from base 2326 to 5460 and encodes 1044 amino acids. The transcript is spliced from 24 exons. NCBI's taxonomy places the organism in Eukaryota, Metazoa, Chordata, Mammalia, Carnivora, Mustelidae.
AAAAAAGCAAUGAGUCCGACAGACACAUACGAAGCAGGGUGAAGGGGAGGGUGAGCCAGGGUGAGUCCAUGAUUUUAAGUAGAAUGGCCUGGAAAGGCCUCUCUGAGAAGAUGCCUCUUGCCUGGAGUCCAGAAGGAGGCAAAGGAAAGAGGGUUUCAGGCAGAAGGAACUACAAGUGCAAAGGCCCUGGGGCUGGAGUGUGCCUGGAGUUUUCAAGCAGCCCUUGUGUGCGGGGCAGGUAAGUGUAUGAGAGCAGCCAAGUAUGAGGUAAGCAGGGCCCUGUGGGUAGCAGUGAGGACAGACGGAAUGACAUACCCUGACUCGUCCUUGGACGGUAUACCUCUGUCUGCAGCACCAAGAAUUGGCUUUGGGUGGGGGGUGUUGCAGAGGUCAGGGGACAGCAGUGCCAGUGCUGACCGUGACCAGAGUCCGGAUCUAUCCUAACACAGAGCAGCCACGACUUGAGCCUCCCCCAAACAGUGGCUAUCGAUGUUGACUUUGGGUGGGUCCAUCGGAAUAGCUUAGAUACUGGCCACAAAGGGUUGUAAGAACCAAAUAAAAGCUCCAGCUGAAUCCUGAUCUUUCCGGAUUUUUCUGAGGGGUUUACGCUAAGCUGAGCUGACUGCUCCCGGAGGAGAGAAGAUUCCCUGCGCCCCAAGAUUCUCCAUCCUCCUCUGGGUCACCGCCACCCCAGGUUUCCUAGGGUUCUCACAGAAGCAAAACAGACUUCUGCACGUGUCCUCCAUGCCGCGAGAACGGAUUGGCUCCUGAGGGAUACGCGGAGACCCAGUGUAAGGCGAGGGCUCUGUGGGCCGGGCCGGGAAGGACGGACCUGCCAGACCUGCUCAUCUGCCUCCCGUUCAGUCUCGGGUCAGCCAUCGCUUCUCCGCCACAAGGACGGCCAGGGCAUGGAGUCUGUCCCCGGGAGAGCAGUCUUUGGGGCCUGAACUUUGAAUUCUGGAGCAACUCGGGGCUGGAGAGAGCAGGAAGCCCAUCUUGGUGCUGCUUUGGCCGGCUGUUCCCGCCGGGGGCCCAUCCUGCCCUGCAGCCACAGGGGAAGGAAGGGGCGGCGGCGGAGCCACAGCUGGCCACGGAGGGGCACCACAGCUGGCCACGGAGGGGGCUCCAGAUCGCAACCCACCGCGAGGAGCUGCUGGCAACACAAGAUGGACAGACCUCUUCCAGAGGCAUUUGACUCCAGCUGCUCCAGCUUGUUAUUCCAAAGGAAAAGAACCAAAUCCCAGGAAUUCAGGGGUCUAAGAGAAGCAUCCCCAUCUGUGCCCAAGGACCUCACCAUAGCACCGAGGGGGUUGGAGGAAAAGUAGAAACAGCCUAAUGCUGGCCCCGGGGGCAUCGGCAGAAGUCAGCUGUGGCUUGUUCAUAUCAUUGAAUCCAGCAUGAGUUAAAAAAGGAGGAGAUUCUGUAAGCGACUAAACCUCGGAGGGGGGAACACGUGGCGUGUAGAGCUGUGCCCAGCGUGACACUGUUUAUAGAAAGUUAGAGUCAACAGGAAAGACACCAUUUAUGUUCAGCUGCUCCUCGCACAAGGAAUCGUGUAAAAGUGGGCGUCUGUUUGCAGACACACCCACACGUGGGACACGGCCCAGCAGCUCCCUCUGGGCACAGGGCGAGGGCCAGGCUGCAGCUAGCAGGACUGAGCCCACUCUAACGACGCAUUCCCUUAACGAGGAACCUUCUGCUGAGUCUGAAUGACGGGCACACAGAUGUGUUGUCUGUUUGUGGGACUUUUUAAAGAGCUUGAACUAAGGGGUGUCUGUGUGGCUCGGUGGGUUAGGCCUCCUGCUCUUGAUUUCAGCUCAGGUCGUGAUCUCAAGAUUGCGAGAUCGAGCCCGGACUCAGGGUCCGCGCUGGGCUCUCUGUCGAUGUCUUAAAAUAAACAAAAACAAAACAAGAAAAAUACACUCGAACCAGCCCAGGAUUUAAAAGCAUUUCAGAGCCGUUUGGAUGGAAAAUGUUCUAAUGACCCUGUGCCAGGGCCAGGAGGGAAGAGAGAGACUUAGCCAGGGGCUCGUCGCAAAGCUGGAGGCGCCGGGUGAGCUCCCCGGGCGGGAGGCUGAGCGCUGCCCUCCCAGGUGCUUCCAACAGAAGGUCUUGGAUUUUAGGUCAGUUGCAUCAACACGCCCCGCCCCAGAGCGGCUGGUCAGGCAGUGUCCCUGAAGCUUCUGCCGUCCUCAGCCCUAAGGAGCCGUCUUAGACGUUUCCUCCCUCGCCGUGCUCCCGUGAGAGCAUCGUGUCACAGGUGUGCUGAAUGUGUUUGUGCACAGCUGAGCUUUGUACGUGUCAGGCGUUCCUGGCCUCGGGGCCAUGGCGAUGCUGCGCCGGACAGAGUCCACGCUGACCGCGCUGGACGAGGACGCGCUGUGGGAGCUGCUGGAGAGCCACCGCCACAAGAUCGUGCGCAGCAUCUGCCCCAGCCGCCUUACCCCCUACUUGCGCCAGGCCAAGGUGCUGGACCAGCUGGACGAGGAGGAGGUGCUCCACGGCCCCAGGUUCACCAACACCGUCAUGCGAGUCGGGCACUUGUUGGAUUUGCUGAAGACGCGCGGGAAGAACGGGGCCAUUGCCUUCCUGGAGAGCCUGAAGUUCCACAACCCGGACAUCUACACCCUGGUCACCGGGCUGCAGCCCAAGGGGGACUUCAGCAACUUCAGUGGGCUCAUGGAGACGUCCAAGCUGACCGAGUGCCUGGCCGGGGCCAUCAGCAGCCUGCAGGAGGAGCUGAGCCAGGAGAAGGGGCAGAAGGAGGCCCUGCUGCGGCGUUGCCAGCAGCUCCAGGAGCACCUGGGCCAGGCCGAGGCCCGCGUCCAGAGCCUGGGCCAGAUGGAGGCCGACCACGACCGCAUGAAGCGCGAGGUCAGCGCCUACUUCCACGAGGUGCUGAAGCUCAAGGACGAGAUGCUUGGUCUGUCCCUGCACUAUAGCAACGCGCUGCGGGAGAAGGAGCUGGCCGCCACGCGCUGCCGCAGCCUGCAGGAGGAGCUCUACCUGACCAAGCAGGAGCUGCAGCGCGAGAAGGUGUCUUCCUGCCACGCGCGAGAAUUGCGGGAGCGGUCCCCGCAGACGGCCGGGGACGGGGACCUGGAGCCCGGGGACAAGGCGCUGAGCCGCCUGAAGGAGGAGAAUGAGAAGCUCCGGUCGCUGACGUUCAGCCUGGCGGAGAAGGACAUCCUGGAGCAGAACCUGGACGAGGCCCUGGAGAGCAAGCAGGAGCUGGUGGACCGCAUCCACUCUCUGAGGGAGCGGGCCGUGGCCGCCGAGAGGCAGCGCAAGCAGUACUGGGAAGAGAAGGAGCAGACCCUGCUCCAGUUCCAGAGGACGAAGGUGGACUGUGACAUCUACAAGGAGAAGGUGAACGCCCUGCAGGACCAGCUCCGGCAGCUGCAGAAGGAGAGAGACCAGGCCUACUCCGCCCGGGACGCAGCCCAGACGGAGAUUUCUCAGAACCUGACGGAGAAGGACGCCCUCCGCAGGGAAGUGUUCGAGCUGACGGACCAGGUCUGUGAACUGCGCCAGCAGCUCCGCAGGCCAGCCGAGUCCCCACAGGGGGCUGAGCAGGAAGCCGGAGCCAGGGCACCGGGUCUGAGGGGGAAGCAGCCGCUCGUGCGCAUGUUCGCCAUCUGCCCGCGGGAUGACAGUGACAACAGCAGCCCCAGCUCCACGGAGCUCUGCUCUGACCUCAACGCCACGUGCAACCGUGAGCUGGUGGACAGCUUCCGCUCCAGCAGCCCCCUGCCUCCCAGUCCACAGUCCCUGUACAAGCGGGCUGCAGAGGACUUCCGGGAAGACUCCUGGUCUCUUAGUGGUUUCCUAGAAAUCCAGCAGGUGGGCCGAGGACUCUCCCGGGGGGUAAAGGCAGGGGAUGCCGACCUGGAUUAUGAGAUUGUGGACAGAGCAGACCUUCCUGAGUGUGAGAGCAGCCUGCAGCCCUGCGCCGGGGACCUCACCGCCUCGUCCAGCAGUGUCCCGGUGCGGAGGAGGCAGGCGCGUAAGAUCCUGAGCCAGGUCACCGUGCUGGCCUUCCAGGGGGACGCGUUGCUGGAGCAAAUAAGCAUCAUUGGUGGCAACCACACGGGCAUCUUCAUUCACCGGGUCACCCCUGGCUCGCCGGCGGACGAGAUGGCCUUGCGCCCGGGCACCCAGAUCAUGAUGGUGGAUUAUGAAGCAGCAGAGCCCUCGUUCAAGGCCACCUUGGAGGACACGACCCUGGAGCAAGCUGUCCGGCUCCUGCAGAGGGUCAACGGCUUCUGCUGCCUGUCUGUGAAGGUCAACAUGGAGGGUUAUAGGAGGUUGGUCCAGGACUUGGAGGCCAACGUGGUGACCUCAGGGGACUCCUUCUACAUCCGGGUGAACCUGGCCAUGGAGGCGCGGGCAGAGGGGGAGCUGGCGGUGCGAUGCGGUGACAUCCUGCACGUCAGCGACACCCUGUUCCAGGACCGCGGCUGCUGGCGCGCCCACCGCGUGGGCCCCUACAGCACGAAGGGCGUGGAGCACGGCACCAUCCCCAACUAUGCCCGGGCUCAGCAGCUGCUCAUCGCCCUCAUCCAGGACAUGGCUCAGCAAAGCACCGCCAGCCGCAAGCAUGGGGCCCGAGCCUCCUGGCUGUUCAGUGAGCACAGCCUGGUCGUCCAGGGACCUGCCUGGAUUUGGCAGUGCGCCAGGAUGCGGAUGGCUUGGACACCUGCUUGUCCCUCUUCCCUCCUCCAGCAGUCUUCCGGGGGACCCCAGAAGCUGGUCCGCAUCGUCAGUGUGGACAGAACCAAGGCCAGCCCUCUGCGCUCGUCCUUCGAUGGGGCCCUGUGGGAGCCCAGCAAGCUGGAAGAGCCCUCCACUGCGUGCUUCUGGGCCGAGAGCUGCUUCACCCUGGUGCCCUACACCCUGGUGCACCCCCACAGGCCCAGCCAGCCCCGGCCCGUGAUCUUGGUGCCCAGGGUGGUCGGGAAGAUCCUCAGCGAGAAGCUGUGCCUCCUCCAAGGGUUUAAGAAAUGCCCAGCAGAGUACUUGAGCCAGGAGGAAUACGAUGCCUCCAGCCAGAGAGGGGACAUCAUCCAGGAGAGGGAGGCGUCCGGUGGCCGCUACUGUGUGACCCGCCAGGCUGUCGAGUCCCUCAUGGAAAAGAACACCCACGCCCUCUUGGACGUCCGGCUGGACAGCAUCUGUGCCCUGCACAGGAUGGAGAUCUUCCCCAUCGUCAUCCACAUCCCCAUCAACGAGAGAGCAGCAAAGAAACUCAAGAAGGCCCUGCAGCGGCUCGGCACGUCGGAGGAGCAGCUCCUGGAGGCGGGCAGGCAGGAGGAGGCCGCGCUGGACGGAGCGCCCUGUCUGUACGGCAGCCUGGCCCCCGACGGCUGGAGUGACCUGGAGACGCUGCUCGGCUGCGUCCGCUUCGCCAUCAGGGACGAGCAGCGGAAGGUCGUGUGGACGGAGCAGAGCCCCCGCUGACGGCGCCGGGGCCCUUCCAGGGGCCGCGGGGACUUCUGAGUCCCUGUGAUUUGAGCUCAGCCUCGUGGACACAGCCUCGGGCGUGCUCGCCCGAGCCCAGCUCUCUGGGCAUCUCGUCCCCUCUCCCGCUGGGGCCCAACCUUGAACCCCACUCUGUGCAGGUCACAGACAGGCAUUCGAACCGUCUGCCCACUUUUCUGCCACGCCGUCUCCUCCAAGGCUUGGUUGCCGUGUCCGAACCAGAGGCCCCGAGAACACGUCUCCUGUAGACGUUUCCAGAAAACCACCUGUCUGGCCCCGAUCUCCCCUUUUGCAUUUCAGGGUGCCGAAGGGCUCGUUCCCGAGCUCCUGAGGCACGAGGCUGGUAGCCCUGGUGCCCCCGAAGUCACUGGCACCCCCGCCCAGAGCGGAGGCACAGGACCCCUGGUGAGGUAAUCUCACGGACUGCCUUAGCGGCCAGAGAGCUGCUUCAGGGGCUCGAGUUUGGAGAGUCGUGUGUACCAAUUGGGAGAUACGGUUUCCCAGGCACGGAAACAGUGUUUUCAGUGGGUUUCUGCCUGGUGGCCACCAGACCCGGUGUGCCCGUGGGGGCGCCCUGGAGAGGCCACCCACAGACACCCUCGCACACGGGCCGGGCUGCCCCGAGCCCCACAUCUGCCCCCCUCUAUGGGGCAGUAAAGAGCCUUUACUCCACCUCCAGAGCUCAGGAGACACGUGGGCAUGGCCGGGCCAAGCACUCCUGGGCCCCCCGCCCCCUGGCCUUGCCCCCCACUGUAGCAGACUGA